This is a messenger RNA of Doryrhamphus excisus (bluestripe pipefish), 6917 nucleotides long. Its product is annotated as putative G-protein coupled receptor 149. The record is from RefSeq and is a predicted model, not a curated record. Gene Ontology annotation, biological process: neuropeptide signaling pathway. Lineage: Eukaryota; Metazoa; Chordata; Actinopteri; Syngnathiformes; Syngnathidae. Gene Ontology annotation, cellular component: plasma membrane; neuron projection. Gene Ontology annotation, molecular function: G protein-coupled receptor activity; neuropeptide binding.
GAGAGGACAAGUGGGUGGGUGACGACAGCGUGCACAUCGUCAGCUGGACGACCCCCACCGGUUGCGAACUUGGAGCGGCCAACUCAGCCCGGUCGACUCCGUUUCCACAUCCAACCCCCCUAAAACACAGAACCCAAAGAGAUGAUAUCGUGCGCUUUUCGCGUUUGCUUUUUUGUUUGUGGUUUGAUUGGAUUUCUUGUCAACUUCAACCAAAGGAGUCUCGUUUGAGCUGUUCAAAAGUAGCAGCUAAAGGAGAGAACUUCACCUCCGGAAAGAUGUCAACGCCGCACCCCAACCACAGCCACCUCUCGGCGGGCACUAUCAGCGAAGCGGACCCAUCGGAGGCGGAGGGGCGCAUCCGGCUGCUGCUCUUGGCUUUGUGCGUAACCAUCGCCGCCGCCACCUUCAUCGGCGGGGUUUACUCGCUCCUGUCCCUCCUGCAGAUGAGAAGGAAGACGUCUCUGAGUCUCAUCGUGGCGUCCAUGUCAGUGGACGACCUGCUCAGCGUGGUGCCGCUCUCCCUCUUCAUCCUCCUGCAAUGGGAGCGGGACGGUGGCUCCGCCAGCCUCUGCACUCUAGCCGGGCUCCUUUACGUCUUCCAAGGGGUCUCCAGCAACAUGAAGGCCUGCCUUAUAGCUGGUUAUACUUUUUACGUGACCAAGAGGUUCGGGGUGCUGCGCUCGGUCCGCCGCCCCCUCGGGGUGAUGUGGGCCAUCGCCGGGGUGUGGGCGGUCAGCCUGGCCGUCAGCGUGUUGCCUCUGUGCGGUUGGGGCAGCUUCGCGCAGGCUCCUCUGGGCUGCUUCCCGGAAAGUGACAGCUUUUACAUCCUGCUGCUCUUCCUCUUGUAUUCUUUGUGUUUUUGCGCUUUGCUGUUCUUCUUCCUGCCCCUCACCUACCAGCUCCUGUGCUCCAGGGAGCCCCAGAGGAGCGUGCAGUGUGCUGGCUACCUGGGGGUCAUCCGCUCGCUCUCCCGGGACAGCCUGGACAAAAGUUUUGGCGCCUACAACGAGCUGAGUCCGAGUUCGUGCGGGGCGACCUGCGAACUCCGAGAAGGGAAGGAGGGAGUUGCCAGAUGCCCUGGGUCCGUCUGUGGCCAGAUGUCGGCGGCCGUGGGAGACACCCCUGUGGUGUUUGCCCAAAAACGCUUCUCCAUGAUCCUGGCGGUUGUCAGGGUUACUUUGUGGAUGCCAAUGAUGACCUUGGUGCUGGUGCGCCACGCAGCCAAUGCACGCAGCUCCUCCCUGGAGACACUCAGUUUCUUCCUCACGUUGCUGGCCCCUGCGGUCACGCCGCUCUUUGCGCUGUCUAAGCGCUGGAUCCACAUGCCGUGUGGCUGCUUCAUUAACUGCAACCGUGACCCAAAGCAAGAUGCCUCCGGCUUGAAAAGAAGCUUUGAGUUCAACCUUUCCCUCCACAAAGGUUGCAGAGUGUUCAAGUUAUCCCACGUCCCCGUCUCUCCCACCACACUGGCCGAGAAGCCGUCCUAUCACAGCCUCUUCAACAACGACUUUCCCAACGCACGUCCGGAUGCACUUGAAAGCGGCGGGCUGUGCAGUUUGGGGCCUAAUUUGAGUUUCAGCACCACGCUGCCUGUGGACAGCUCCUCCCAUGCAGACCUCUUGCUGGAGGCUGUUGCUGGUGGGGAAGAGACGCUGGCUGAUUGUACUCCACUGGCCCGUAACCACCACGGAGAUGAGGAAAGUUUCCACGACCUCCCCUCCUCGCCACUUAAUCACCGGGAACAAGACCACCAUCUUACAGACACCUCGUCUGUGUUCGAAGCAUCCGAGAGGAGGCUGUCGCACGAAGAAUGCCGGAAAAUUGAGCUGACAGAUUGGGAAUGGUGCAGGAGUAAAUCAGAGCGAACACCCAGACAGAGGUCAUCCGCCGGUCUGUCCAUCCCGCUGUGUGCCUUCCAAGGAACAGUAUCUCUGCAAGCCCCCACAGGGAAGACUCUCUCUCUGUCUACCUACGAGGUCAGCAGUGAUGGACUUAAAAUAUCUCCCAACAAUGCCAAGAAGGUGGAGGUGUACCGCUCCAAAUCAGUAGGCCAUGAGCCCAGUGCAGAUGACAAAGCAUCAGAAGGCCAAGCAGGCGAUGUGAACAUCAGCGGCAUCAACAUGGGACUGGACAUCGGAAUGGGCAUCGGAGCCGGCGUGGGUGACACAAAUGUCAAGAUCCACCUGGAGGUGCUGGAGAUCUGCGACAACGAGGAGGCCAUGGACAGCGUCUCCAUCAUCUCCAACAUCAGCCAGUCCUCCACCCACGCCCGCUCGCCCUCGCUGCGUUACUCGCGCCGUGAAAACCGCUUUGUCUCCUGCGACCUGGGGGAGACGGCAUCCUACUCUCUGCUCAUCCCAACCACCGGCAACCCAGAGGUUGAGGCCAUCAACAUCACGAUCCCUGACACUGUGGAGGCGCAUCGGCAGAACACUCGUAGACAGACGCAGGGAAGCUCGGGAUAUCGUGAGGAAAUACAGCUGCUCAAUGAGGCCUACAGGAAACAAGCUGAGAACACGGAAUGAAACCUGCUAAACAUUCAUGAAUGACCCUGAAGUAGAAAGACACUUCGUACAGCAAUGGACUCCAACAUGGCGCACACUUUUCUCUUAGUUAGUAGACUGGGAACUAAAAGGAACAGUAUUUCACAAACCCAGGGACAGCAGCAUAGAAAGAAAUCUUGGAUAGACUUUAAAGCAGGGGUGUCCACACUGCACUGAGGGGGCCAUUUGCAGCCUAUCCUUACAUUGUUAUUGUCCCACAGCACAUUAUAUAAGUAUUAAAAUAAGUAUAUUUAAGAAAAUGCAAAAUCUGCAGUAAUUUUACAAAAAAAGUCAAAAUAUUAUGGGAAGAAAAAAGAAAAAAAAUCACAAUUUUUCCAGAAUAAACUAGUAAUAUUAUAAGGAAAAUAAUUUUUGUUGCAUAAAGAUGAAAUAUUAAAGAAUUAAAUUUUUAAAGUCAUUAUAUUGUGAGAAACAAAACAACAAGUUGCAAUUUUUGAUUAUGUUGGGAGGGAAAUCCUGAUGUUAUGAGAAUAAAGUCAAAAUAUGAUGGGUAUAAAGAAAAAUUAAUAGAAAAAAGUUGAAAUAGACAACAGAAAUGACAAAAAAAUAUUUUUACAAUGAUAAACUCGAAUUCCAACUAAUUUAGUUUGUCUAUUUUGUAAGGUGUAUUAUGAUUUGUAUUAUAUGAUUAUGAUUAUUAUAUGUAUUAUGGGCGGCACGGCGGUCUAGUGGUUAGCGCACAGACCUCACAGCUAGGAGACCAGGGCUCAAUUCCACCCUCGGCCAUCUCUGUGUGGAGUUUGCAUGUUCUCUCCGUGCAUGUGUGGGUUUUCUCCGGGUACUCCGGUUUCCUCCCACAUUCCCAAAAACAUGCUAGGUUAAUUGGCCACUCCAAAUUGUCCAUAGGUAUGAAUGUGAGUGUGAAUGGUUGUUUGUCUAUAUGUGCCCUGUGAUUGGCUGGCGACCAGUCCAGGGUGUACCCCACCUCUCGCCCGAAGACAGCUGGGAUAGGCUCCAGCACCCCCCGCGACCCUCGUGAGGAAAAAGCGGUAGAAAAUGAAUGAAUGAAUGAAUAUGUAUUAUGAAACAAACUUAGAUAAUAGAGUCGUUAUUCUUGAAAAAUUAGGUUGGGGAAGGGUCAUAAUAGUACAGGAAUUAAAUCAAAAUAUUCUGAAGAGAAAAUAAUUUAAAUAUUUGGAAAAUGCAAGAAAAAGGCAACAGUGAAAAUAGGGAAAAAAUACAUUCUGUAACCUGUAUGGCAAAGCUGAGAUGCAGUUCUUCCAUGAAAUAUUUCUAAGUUCUUAUAGUAUAUCUACAUGUGUUGCUGUACAAAAUAUCAUUUUUCACUAUGGGGCCCUUGCUGGAAAAUGUUUGGACAGCCAUGCUUUAGAGUAGUCAGUGUACAGCUUGUGUAGCAGUAUAGUCUUACCAUCCACUGCAAAGGAGUCAGCACACAUCCAUUAUUGUCUAAAUAUCUGUACAGUACGGACUGUACAGCUUUGAGUUUUAGAGAAGGAAACAAGGUUUCAGUGUUUGUAUUUUAGCCGGACGUUCACCUUCUCGCAGCCUGUCACCCCCCAAGCGGAUGCGGCCAGAGAUAAAUUCAUAACGACACGGUUAAGGGUGAAGAUGUGGUCACAUGUCUGACGUCAUCCAUACCGAUCUGCGAUGGGAGGGAUCAGCUGACCCGUGUGACUCAUCCCUGUGUGCAGUUUUUUUGUGUGUGUGUGUGUGUGUCUUUGUUCCAAAAUUCGCCAUGGAGGAUGGAGACUGUAAUGAUCGUAAUGGUUUGUGAUGCUGCCGCCGUCACGAGCUUUCAUACAGCAUUUUCUUUGAUGUAAUGCAGCCACUCUGGUGAUUUGUUUUAAUUACACCAUGUUUCUCUUUGCGCCUGCUCUACAUCCAUUAUGUAUUACACGGUCAGUGUUGCUGCUAUCAAAAGAGAGAGAGAGACUCAAAUGGUGACGAGCCAUUCUGGAAUUGAAGACGAGGAUGAGGGGACUUGCUGUAUGGAGAUGGGCAUUCACAGUGUGGGCAGCACAUGAAUGUUCUUUCCGAUCGCAGGACUAAUUUAGGGCUCACUGCAUUCACUUCCUGUCCAAUCAGUGAGCCACCGGUGGCCACAUGCAUACGUGCAUAAAUCCACAAGUGGGAUUAUGGAGGUCACGUUGUGUAUUUUAUCACCAGUUUGGAUCUACAGCUAUCACAGGGGUGUCCAAAGUGCAGCCCGGGGGCCAAUCGGGGCACACUGCCAUUUUUUUACUGGCCCGCAGCACAUUUUAAAAAGAUAAUUUAACAAGAAAACCACAUCAGCAGCUAAAAUGGAAAAAAUCUUCAGUCAUUUCCAAAUAUAACGAAAAAAGUUGUAAUCAAAAAAGAAAAAAAAAUAUUUUUACUACAAUAACUAAUACUAUGAGAAAAAAGAAUGGUGCAUGAAGUUGAAAUACAAAAGAAAAAAUUGUUGUAAAAACCAACAAAAUAAAGUAGUAAUUUUUGGAAAAUUCGAAAAAAGGAAAAUUUGGAAAACGUAAAAAAAAAAAUAAAGAAGUUGUCCUCUAACAAGAAAAAAGUAGCAAUUUUAUGAGUAAAAGUAAUGUCAUUUUAGCACCAAACAGGUGAAACAUUAAAGAAAAAAUAUGAUAUUUAAAAAGUCAUAAAAUUGCAAAAUGUUGGAAAAUCUUUUUUAUUUGAGAAUAAAGACAAAAUCUAAUGAGAAAAAGUUUUUAACAUGAAUGAUGCAAAUUUAUGAGGGAAAAUUACAUCAUUUUGAAACAAGUGAAAUAUUAUAGAAAAAAUAUAUAUUUCAAAAAAUAUGAAUAAAAUAGGGGCGGCACGGUGGACUAGGGGUUAGCGCGCAGACCUCACAGCUAGGAGACCAGGGUUCAAUCCCACCCUCGGGCAUCUCUGUGUGGAGUUUGCAUGUUCUCCCCGUGCAUGCGUGGGUUUUCUCCGGGUACUCCGGUUUCCUCCCACAUUCCAAAAACAUGCUAGGUUAAUUGGCCACUCCAAAUGUGUGAGUGUGAAUGGUUGUUUGUCUAUGUGUGCCCUGUGAUUGGCUGGCGACCAGUCCAGGGUGUACCCCGCCUCUCGCCCGAAGACAGCUGGGAUAGGCUCCAGCACCCCCGCGACCCUCGUGAGGAAAAAGCGGUAGAAAAUGAAUGAAUGAAUGAAAAAAUAUAAAAAAUCUUAAUAUGUAGGGGGAAAUUAUAAUAAUGAUGUGUUCAUUUCGUAACAUUAGGUUUGGAAAAAAAUACAAUAUUCCAAAUAUUCUGGGAAUAAAGUCAUGCUAUUAUGACAAAAAACUUGAGAAACAAAGCACAAAGACCAAACAGCUGGCUUUUUGACCUGUAGUUGUUAAUAAUACAAUAUAUAACUUCUUAGCAUAUUUACAUGUGUUGCUUUCCAACAUAUCAAAGUGGCAAAGUUGCAUCCUUUCGUUUUUCACUAUGUGGCCCUCCUCUCUCUGGAAGAACAUUUGGACACCCCUGGUCUAUCAGAACCAAGUCUGCCUUCACUCUCCUUGAUAAUGAAAUAUCUUUCAAUAUUUGUGUGUGUGUGUGUGUGUGUGUGUGCAACAAACUACCGUACAGUUAUUCCCAACCCAUUUUAAAAUGUCGUUAUGGUUUGGAUUGUGUCUUUUAUGCGUGUGCAGUUUGAGCAGCUGCUCUUAGAUACAUCAUUUGUAAAGACAUCAUUUGCAGGCGUCUGAAUUCUUCUUUCGCGAGCACACUUCCAUCAACUGUGACGUGUUCCAUCCCCCUGAAGAAUGCUAUCGUUAAAGAUUCAUUAGAGGAAACAGCCUCCGACUAAACUGCGGGACAUUUCUAUUCCUAAGGCCAGAGGACAAAACACACCAAGCUUACGGUAUAGAAGCUCAGCUCCCGUAAUGAAUGUAAAGUUGACUUCAAUGCCCUGCUGUCCAAGUGACCACAAACCAUUUCAGCUCUUAAUGGUGCCAAAGGUUCUGAGUGGCGCGUUCAGGCGGCUUCAUCUCUCCACAAUGCAGCUGAGUGGAAGUCAGUCAAUUAUCAACUCGCUCUCACUUUUCAACGGGAUUCAUCUUUGCGUCAAUUUGUGCUUUGUCGAUCAAUAAACUCAUUUUACUUGUUGGAUUUGCACAUCAGGUGUUUAUUCAUUCUUGUCAGCCAUCUGGGUACAAAUGGGAUUCCUUAUCGGAGUGACUAAAGUGCAAAAAAACAUCUACUUGGGCUUUCAUUAUACUUGUGCUGACAGGAGAACAGUGUGGUGAUUAUUUCACAGUGGAUUUCAGACGCUCUCAUUUUAGCGGCGGAGUUUCUGCUUCUUUCAUGCAGGGGUGUCCAAAAUUGAAUCUCAUCUUUGGGAUACAGGUGAUGAAGCAUAUUAUAGAGUAUGAAAUAUUCUCAAUAUCUUCUUACCGUAAAUUCUGGUGUA